AUGACAGUGACCUACACAUACCGUGUAGCUGAGGCCCGCCUGGGCACCUUCUCACAGCUUUUGCUACAAUGGAAAGGCAGCAUUUAUAAGCUUCUCUAUUGUGAGUUAUUAAUCUUCGUAUCACUUUACUUUGGCAUCAGCCUCAUCUACAGGUUAAUUCUGAAUGACAAUCAAAGGCUGAUGUUUGAAAAAUUAGCCCUUUAUUGCAAUAGCUAUGCUGAAUUGAUUCCUGUGUCUUUUGUCUUAGGCUUUUAUGUAACUUUAGUGGUAUCUCGCUGGUGGGGACAGUACGAGAGUAUCCCAUGGCCUGACCGCAUUAUGAAUCUGGUUUCAAGUGGUGUGGAUGGGAAGGACGAGUAUGGGCGUCUUCUGCGGCGCACACUCAUGCGCUACAUUAAUCUACUGAGUGUGCUGAUCUUGCGCUCAGUCAGCACUGCAGUCUUCAAGCGGUUUCCCAGCAUGGAACAUGUAGUGACAGCAGGCCUGAUGACUCCAGAAGAACACAAGAAGUUUGAAAGUUUAAAUUCAGCCCAUAACAAGUUUUGGAUCCCAUGUGUCUGGUUCUCAAAUUUGGCAGUGAAGGCACGUAAUGAGGGGCGAAUCCAUGACAGUGUACUCCUUCAAGGCAUCUUGAAUGAAAUGAACACAUUGCGCAGCCAGUGUGGGCGUCUCUAUGGAUAUGAUUGGAUUAGUAUUCCCUUGGUCUAUACACAGGUUGUAACAGUAGCUGUUUACAGCUUCUUCCUUGCGUGUUUAAUUGGUCGGCAGUUCCUGGAUCCAGCCAAAGGGUAUCCUGGCCAUGAAAUGGAUCUCUAUGUGCCCAUUUUCACAUUCUUGCAGUUUUUCUUCUAUGCUGGGUGGCUAAAGGUAGCAGAACAGCUCAUCAAUCCAUUUGGGGAGGAUGAUGAUGACUUUGAAACUAAUUGGCUUAUUGAUAGGAAUCUGCAGGUCUCCCUUAUGGCUGUGGAUGAAAUGCACCAGGACUUACCAGCAUUGCAGAAGGAUCCAUAUUGGAACGAACCAGACCCCCAGCCACCUUAUACUGCAGCAACAGCAGAAUAUAAGAGGACAUCGUUCCUUGGAUCAACUUUUGACAUCAGCAUGCAGAAAGAAGAAAUGGAAUUCCAACCCCUGAAAAAGAUCAAAGAGAAUGAGGAAGCAAACCACUCAACACCAUUGCUGGGGCACAUAAGCCGCUUUCUGAAUGUACAAUCACCCACUUUUACCAGGUCACCAAGAAUGAGCCUGAUACGUCGGAGGAAUGAAAAUGUCUCUCCUUCUUGUUAUGCUUAUAUGGAUGUGGUUAAGCCUGGGAACCUCCAAAGUAUUAACCAGCUAAGGGGAGACAACUCCCCAUUAGGCAUCGGUUCUCAAGAUCAGUGGGACACUGCUGCCAGUAAACUGAGAGAAUUUGAUGCCUUCACAUCAAGCCCUUUCUAUGAAAGACCUGGAUUCUACAGUGCUCCUCAGACACCCAUUAGCUCAGUCCCAAUGAUCUUGCCAUCCCAGCGUCAAAACCGAAAAAAACCACCUGCUCUCUCCAAUAUUGCUGCCUGUCCCACUUUUCUGAAGGACCAUACUACUAGCCAGUCUCCUUGCAAAGCCAGUGAUUUGGAUAGGAGUGAGAACUUGGCUGGCUCAAAAUCAAAGGAGUCUUUUCCAUGGUCAGCUGAAAAAAGCCAUGUUUCAGAUUCAUUAGCCAUGUCAGUUAAAGAAGAUACCAAAAACGUAAGUUGGUCAAAAGAAACAACUCCCCUCGGAAGUCCAGAAGGACCUCUGUCCUCAGAAGACUCUGUAAGUACCAAGUUCCCCUUUGUGGAGUGCACAAGCCCUGAGUUACAAACCAGUUUUAAAAGCUUGAAUAACCUGAAAAGCCACCAGCAACUUCCAGAUAACAUAUCUCCAGACCAUUCCAGCUUCCUUUAUACUCAUAACAUCAAGACUCCUAAUAGCAAUGGCCCUGCUACUUUCUUUCCCUUCACCUCUUUGACUCCCCCAGGGCUUGAGCCAUCUCACCGGAGCAAAGGAAAUGCUGCUGUUGUCCCUAGUUCAGAAGCUUCUCCUGGAGUUACAAAGCAAGAUAGUUCAGCUGUUUCUGAAGCUGCAAAUGACCCAGGAAGUAUUUAUUACACCGAGGAGCAGAGAAAGACCACCAGCUCUUCACCUAAUGACUCUGGCAUCUCCCUAGCAGAAAGAGACUUCGUGGGAUUAAUGGAAGUGAUCAUGGAAAUAAGUGAGAAUACAAGCGAUGAAGGGAAGGGAGAGAAGGGACAAUUCAGUUAAG
Molecule: messenger RNA, 2284 nt
Organism: Thamnophis elegans (Western terrestrial garter snake)
Lineage: Eukaryota; Metazoa; Chordata; Lepidosauria; Squamata; Natricidae
Product: bestrophin-1-like
Exons: 9
Coding region: 1-2283 (760 amino acids)
Molecular function (GO): chloride channel activity
Source: RefSeq, a predicted model, not a curated record